CGGGGCGGGGAGCUGAGCCGGCGCAGGGACCGCCCUCCUCGCCUCUCCUCCGGCGGCCGAGCUGGGCAGCGGCGAGGAGUUUGCGCUGCUCGUGUUGCUGCUGCCCGGGCGGCCAGCGCCAUGGACUCGGACUCGGGCGAGCUGAGCGACGGCGAGCUGGUGCCGGUGGCCGGUCCUGACAGUUUUAGUUCAAAGAGUCUUGCGCUGCAAGCCCAGAAAAAGAUCUUGAGCAAAAUGGCGACCAAGACUAUGGCUAACAUGUUAAUUGAUGACACGAGCAGUGAAAUCUUUGAUGAGCUGUACAAGGUGACGAUAGAGCACAUGAAAAACAAGAAAGAAGCCCACAAAAUCAUGAAGGACUUAAUCAAAGUCGCCAUUAAAAUCGGAAUCCUCUACCGCAACAACCAGUUCAACCACGAAGAGCUGGAGCUUGUUGAGAAGUUCCGCAAGAAGCUGAACCAAGCGGCCAUGACUAUUGUCAGCUUCUACGAGGUGGAGUACACGUUUGACAAAAAUGUACUUUCGGGACUCCUGCAUGAAUGCAAGGACCUGGUGCACGAACUGGUGGAACGGCACCUGACAGCCAGGUCUCACGCUCGAAUCAACCAUGUCUUCAACCAUUUUGCAGACGUGGCGUUCCUGACCGCCCUUUAUAGCCUUGACGGGGAAUGCCGCCCACACCUCAAAAAGAUCUGUGAUGGAAUCAACAAACUACUUGAUGAGAAAAUCCUUUGAAACUUUGCUUUUUAAAUAUGUAUGUCAGAAAGACUUGCAACGGAGAAGGUGGAUCAGAAACACAAGAACAGACUUCCUUUCUGUAAUUUCAAAAUGGAACACCCAUAUUCCGGAUCACACAGCAUUGUUUGUACACGGAAAACGAGACAGAAAACCAGUCACACGGAGUCCUUGUCCCCAAAUAACCUUUUGGGAUGCAGGGCAAUUUGUUAUGUAAAAUCAUAAUGUAUCAUGACCUCCUUACUGCCAUGCUGGGGUUAGAGUUUGAUGCCUCUUCCUAACCUCCUGUCCCAAAAGCCUGACAUCUGUGUCAAAUAUUAAAAGAGCCUGGGUAUAUCUUGAAGAAUGGAUCCAUACAGUCUUGACGAAGAGGGGGCCCCUGAAUGUCCUCAAAAUGGCAGACCACCUGCUGUUCACAUGAUCCAGGAAUGAAAAUAAUGUAGGCCAGAUACAACAGAAGCACAAAAGGAUGGUUUUUAAAGGCUUUUUUUGUUUUCUACAGAAGAAUACUAAAAGGCGAGCACCAGUUAAGAUGGUAUGGCUUGUUCUUCCCAGCCUUUCUGCAUUGCCCAAGCUAUUCUCUUAUUACCGGUUUAAGCCCCACUGCCAACAGGAGUUCAACCCAGAGAUCGAACAGGAGGACUGGAGAUUCAGCUAUUAGAAUAGCUCUCCAUGGGAGCCCUGAUGUUUUUCUGCUGCAGCCUCAAUUGCACCAUGAGAUGGGCAGCUUCCAUGCCGGCAAAUAAUUUAAGGGCACCCUUAAAUCAUACAUAGUAUGCUGGGAUUCAUUUGUGAACGUAGAACAAAAAUCCAAGAUGAAGCUGGAAAGCAAAGAGGAUGCUUGCGGUUUGUUAACAGAUAAAGUGAAGCAGCAGCACCACCAAGAUUUUAACUUUCUUAUUCCAUUGUUUUUCAAAGAAGCAUUGCUAAAUAGGAUUAGUAUCAGGCUGGGGGGGGGGGGAUAUCCCUGGUUGAUCUGGAGCCAGUCAUAUAUACACAGUAAACCUCACCUGCAUCACCAGGUAGACUGGAGGUCUGCAGAGAUCUAUUUACACCACCCUAUGCUCCUCAAAGGGAAGGCAUGACAAAAAUACAGCUGAAGCCCUUGAAAUUAAUAGAUCCUUCACACAUUAACGCAAGAGUUUUCCUUCCUUCCACAGUUAAUCCAGCCUGGGGUAACAUAGGUUCUUCACACUGGUGUUCUGGGAUCAUAUCAAACACUUUGGUGUGAUUCUUAAUUUAAAGAGAUUUACUGAAGGUAAUAAUGCACCUUUGGUAGCACAAAACCUGUAGUAACCACUGUUGUCGAGAGUAGAACAUUAGUACGGGUAUUUCUCGAUUAAGCCCACAUUCUACAGCUGUCUCAAGUCAACUCUGAAGAUUAGCAGAGUUCAUAAUGUAGUCAGUUCCCUGCUGGUAAGUUUGACUUGUUGACAGUCACUUGGUUUGGGUGUCCCUCAGUUUGCCACUUUUGCUUCUGGGUGGAAUCCCUGGAUAAUAUACUACAGGUUAGAGCAACUGUUUGCUAAAAUGGGGGAAUGCAAAGCAUUAGAAAGGAUUAAAUCUCGCCUAUUCAGAUACAGGGGCUGAUUCCGCACUAACCUUGCUCUGCACCAGGAUUCCAUUUCUUUCUGCAGCAAGCUGGCAAUUUCGCACCAGUUGCUCCGCACCGCCAUUUUGCACGGGGAAAACCCACAAUUUGCCAUGCUGCAGCGUAAACCUGGUUUUUUAAGGUUUACACUGUGGCAUGGCAAAUUACAGGUUUUCCCCACGCAAAAUGGCGGCGUGGAGUAAGAGGUGCGAAAUCACCAGCUUGCUCCAGAGAAAACCGAAAGCCUGGCACGGAACAAGGUUAGUGCAGAAUCAGCCAGUGCCUUUCAGUAAGAUAGUUUUCUACAGACGUCAAAGCAGAAAGGAAGGGCGUUCCAGACAGAAAGCACAAGACAAGAGGAGAGUCUGCUUUAUUAUCUUGCGCACAUUGCUAAUUAUUUUAGGAAACAGCCAAAUGUCUUGUCACUUUUAUUUAUAAAACUGCGGCAGCCUUAAAAAAAUGAGGAGCAAGUAUUAUGCAUUGCUCGUAUUGGUAUAUGCUGUACAUUCAUUGUUUACUUUUAUAUUAGUACAUAAACACGGUAAAGCAUUCUGUUCCAAAAUAUCGGUAGUAUCAGUCAGCUACAAAAUGUGUGUUGUAUUAUAAAUUAUACAUUAAAUGAUUUGUGAUUCAACA
Molecule: messenger RNA, 2962 nt
Organism: Heteronotia binoei (common prickly gecko)
Lineage: Eukaryota; Metazoa; Chordata; Lepidosauria; Squamata; Gekkonidae
Gene: TNFAIP8L3
Product: TNF alpha induced protein 8 like 3
Exons: 2
Coding region: 121-735 (204 amino acids)
Biological process (GO): regulation of apoptotic process
Cellular component (GO): cytoplasm
Source: RefSeq, a predicted model, not a curated record